Molecule: messenger RNA, 2187 nt
Organism: Callithrix jacchus (white-tufted-ear marmoset)
Lineage: Eukaryota; Metazoa; Chordata; Mammalia; Primates; Cebidae
Source: RefSeq, a predicted model, not a curated record
CCCACCGUCUGCACCCACGCUCUGGGCUCGCGAUCUGGAUAAUUACGGCGCGAGGGCGGUAGUCUCGUGGCAGUUUCAUUCUCGCUUUUUUCAUUUUUCUCAUUUAGCUCAGUUAUGUCUUUUUAGUCCAUUGUUUCGCAUGCUCGAGGACUACUCCUCCGGAGAGCGGUAGUGGCGGAGGAGGGGCUGGGAGCAUGUGUUAACCCGGAAGAAGUGAACCAGGAAGUGAACGUGCUCUCGGGUACUCACAGUUCUUUCCUGAUCUUCCCCGCCGCCUCCCGUAUCGCCUCUUUAUGGACUCACUCCAUAUACUGAGUUACACAGCAUGGUUUGCCUGUGCCGCUGCCCCGCGGGCUGUCACUUCUGACCUGCCGACGCUCGGAACAUUCCCUAAAGCACCAGAGUAAUACUGUGACUGGGAUCGGUAAUGGCGAAGCCGUGCUGUUCUCAGGUAGACGGGAUUUUCCCAUGUUGCCAAGCUGGUCUUGAACUCCUGACCUCAGAUGAUCCGCCUGCCUUGGCCUCCUAAAGUGCUAGGAUUACAGGUGUGAGCCACUGUGCCUGGCACAUUUUGAUGCUGAGAUGAAUCGACACCUGUGUGUUUGGCUUUUUAGACGUCCGUCUCUUAAUGGUUCCCUCCACUGUCACAUCCAGCUCCAUUCUCAUCAAUUUGGACAGAUACAUCUUGACACAAGGAUGCAGGUUUUUAGACAAACCGGAAAGUGCAUUCUUCAUCACCUGCUAAGUAAGAAUUGGUCCAGGAGAUACUGUCAUCAAGGCACCAAGAUGCUCUGGAAGCAUAAAGCACUACAGAAAUAUAUGGAGAACCUGCAUAAGGAGUCCCAAACACUUGAGCAGUGUCUGCAGCACUUCUCUGUGAAUGAAGAGAAGCGAAGGUCCUUGAACAGAAGGCAGGCUGAGUUGGCACCUCUUGCAGCCGUUUACCAAGAAAUUCAGGAGGCUGAACAAGCAAUUGAAGAAUUAGAAUCAAUGUGUAAAAGCCUAAAUAAACAAGAUGAAAAGCAGUUACAAGAACUUGCACUGGAAGAAAGGCAAACCCUCGUUCAAAAAAUCAACAUGUUGUACAGUGAGCUUUUCCAGAGCCUUGUGCCAAAGGAGAAAUACGACAAAAAUGAUGUUAUUUUAGAGGUGACAUCUGGAAAAACUACUGGAGGUGACAUCUGCCAACAAUUUACCCGAGAAAUAUUUGACAUGUACCAGAAUUAUUCGUGCUACAAACACUGGCAAUUUGAACUUCUGAAUUAUACACCAGCAGAUUAUGGUGGACUACAUCAUGCAGCUGCCCGGAUUUCUGGUGACAGUGUCUAUAAGCAUUUGAAGUAUGAGGGUGGGAUUCACCGAGUUCAGCGCAUCCCUGAAGUGGGCCUGUCCUCAAGGAUGCAGCGCAUUCACACAGGAACAAUGUCGGUUAUUAUCCUUCCUCAACCAGACGAGGUAGAUGUGAAAUUGGACCCCAAGGAUUUGCGAAUAGAUACGUUUCGAGCCAGAGGAGCAGGAGGGCAGCAUGUUAAUACAACCGAUAGUGCCGUCAGACUUGUCCAUAUCCCCACAGGACUGGUAGUAGAAUGCCAACAAGAAAGAUCACAGAUAAGAAAUAAAGAAAUAGCUUUGAGCGUGCUGAGAGCUAGACUCUACCAGCAGAUUAUCGAGAAAAACAAGUGCCAGCAACACAGCACUAGAAAACUGCAGGUGGGAACAGGAGCCCAGUCAGAGCGAAUUCGGACAUACAAUUUCACCCAGGACAGAGUCACUGACCACAGGAUAGCAUAUGAAGUUCGUGAUAUUAAGGAAUUUGUAUGUGGUGGGAAGGCCCUGGAUCAGCUAAUUCAGAGACUGCUUCAAUCAGCAGAUGAAGAAGCCAUUGUUGAACUUUUGGAUGAAAACCUUAAAUCAGCAAAAUAAAUAUUGACUUUUAAUUUAUGAUUAUAUAAAUGAAAUGGACCUAUAUCAAGAGACAGACUGAAGCAUGGAAAUCUUUAUGGAUAUUUAUAAAUUACAGCUAUAAGAAUACAUUACGCAUAAAUAUAUAUUUUUUAAUGAAUCAAAGUCACAUUUCCUGACCUAACGAUUUAUUUUAGGUUUCUUGUAAAGUACAAUCCAACUCCUCAAGUAGAAAACAAGCAUGCAUCAUUGAAAAGAGAAAUAAAGUAUUGAGAAUUGAUUGUG